This is a messenger RNA of Phragmites australis (common reed), 1780 nucleotides long. RefSeq names its product 3-ketoacyl-CoA thiolase 2, peroxisomal-like. The transcript has 14 exons. NCBI's taxonomy places the organism in Eukaryota, Viridiplantae, Streptophyta, Magnoliopsida, Poales, Poaceae. Bases 138 to 1508 code for a protein of 456 amino acids. Gene Ontology annotation, cellular component: peroxisome. The record is from RefSeq and is a predicted model, not a curated record. Gene Ontology annotation, biological process: phenylacetate catabolic process; fatty acid beta-oxidation. Gene Ontology annotation, molecular function: acetyl-CoA C-acyltransferase activity.
CAGUGAUCACUGACGUGUGGGACCCACACUGCCCUCUAACGUUACGUCAGAGGAAUUGCUUCCGAGAAAGAGAAGCAGUCGAAGCAACGAUCCGCCCUCCAAGCACUUCGCAGCCGAGUAAGCAAGGAACGGAAGCGAUGGAGAAGGCGAUCGACCGGCAGCGCGUCCUCCUCGCCCACCUCCUCCCCUCCUCUCCCCCUCUCCUCUCGGCGUCGGCGUGCGCGGCCGGGGACAGCGCCGCCUACCAGAGGAGCUCUUCCUUCGGAGACGAUGUCGUCGUCGUCGCUGCCUACCGGACGCCGAUAUGCAAGGCCAAGCGUGGAGGUUUCAAGGACACAUACCCGGAGGACCUCCUCACUGUUGUUCUCAAGGCUGUUCUGGACAACACUAGAAUCAAUCCAGGUGAAAUUGGUGACAUUGUAGUUGGGACGGUGUUAGGUCCAGGUUCGCAGCGUGCAAAUGAGUGCAGGAUGGCUGCUUUCUAUGCUGGAUUCCCUGAAACCGUUCCUGUUAGAACUGUCAACCGGCAAUGUUCAUCUGGGUUGCAGGCAGUAGCUGAUGUUGCUGCUGCUAUAAAGGCUGGUUUCUAUGACAUAGGGAUUGGUGCAGGUUUAGAAUCCAUGUCGAUAAGUUCCAUUGGUUGGGAAGGACAAGUAAACCCAAAAAUUAGUGCAUUCCAGAAAGCACAGGAUUGUCUUCUGCCCAUGGGAAUUACAUCUGAAAAUGUUGCUCAUCGAUAUGGUGUAACCAGGCAAGAGCAAGAUCAGGCUGCUGCUGAGUCUCAUAGGAGGGCUGCUGCUGCCACGGCUUCUGGAAAAUUCAAGGAUGAGAUUGUUCCAGUGCCUACAAAGCUUAUUGACCCCAAAACCGGAGAGGAAAAGAAAGUUGUGAUAUCAGUUGAUGAUGGAAUUAGGCCAGGGACCACAGCAUCUGGAUUGGCAAAGCUUAAACCAGUUUUUAAAAAGGAUGGGAGUACGACUGCAGGCAAUUCUAGUCAAGUGAGUGAUGGUGCUGGAGCUGUUCUCCUCAUGAAGAGAGCUGUAGCUAUGAAGAAAGGGCUUCCUAUUCUUGGUGUUUUCAGGAGCUUUGCUGCUGUUGGAGUGGAUCCAGCUGUCAUGGGCGUUGGUCCAGCAGUAGCAAUUCCAGCUGCAGUUAAGUCUGCUGGCCUUGAGAUUGAAGACAUUGAUCUCUUUGAACUAAACGAGGCCUUUGCCUCUCAAUUUGUCUACAGCUGCAACAAGCUGGGACUGGACCGUUCCAAAGUAAAUGUAAAUGGAGGCGCGAUUGCCCUUGGACAUCCUCUGGGUGCAACAGGUGCGCGGUGUGUGGCUACUCUUCUGAAUGAAAUGAAGCGCCGGGGCAGAGACUGCAGAUUUGGUGUCGUCACCAUGUGCAUCGGAUCUGGUAUGGGCGCAGCAGCUGUGUUUGAGCGGGGCGACCUGGUGGACGAGCUCUCCAACGUGCGGGACAUCCAGUCACACAAUUUUCUGUCUAGGGAUGCAAAGUAGAGCUGCAGAAUCAUUAUUAUCUUCAAGGAAAUCAGUAUACCGUCCUAAAGCAGUAAGCAUGCUACCUUACUAGCACGAAAACCAUAUUUUUCUUAGUAUACGAAUAAAAGGGCUUCUAUAGUAUCAUGUGACGUCAUCAGGCAUUGUAACCAGCUCCUCGAUGUUGUCAGCUUGUCUGUGUUGCUUUUGUUUCCGAAUGUGAACAGGCCAAGGAAUUGUUCCUUUGCCUUUGUGUACUUGAACCAAAAGGAUAAAGAUGGUAGCUUUGUUCA